AUGCUGGCUUCUGUCUCCACAUACCCCGCUUGCAAAUUACCACAAGACCCGCUUUAUAUAGCACCGCGUACACGCGUCGAGAACCAGUUGGAAACAGGACGGGCCAGAUCAGCGCCAUGUUGGAAUCAACGGCGCGUUCAAGGAGUGAUGGUGAGUAAAAACCAUCGAGUGAUGAGAUAUCCACCGCGAGCCAUUACGCUUGGACCCUUGCUCGACGCCAACCCUGACCGGGACUACGGGGGCGAAGAAACCACCGUCGACGUUGUCCUAGAGAGAGAACAUUUUUUGUUUCGAACUUCGUGCAGGAGCUGGUCGCGCGGGGUGCACGUGCAAUCAGGGACAAACAAGCCGGAUUCUCGCCUUUUCGAAUUUCGCCAUCCUCCUCCCUCAUCGUUCCCUCCACCGACGGUCUUGUUUCAGGACGAUUUGCUCGUCCCACACGCCCAUCAUGACACUCCUUGGAGUUCAGCUGCGUCUGAGCUGGCGUCGUCUCAUUCAAGCGCAUCGGUCUCGCCGACAACAGAGUACGUUACCACAGACAAAUCCUUACCCUCCAGUCCCAACGGAAAGCACGCUUUGCCUAGGAGCGUGUACCCGAGUGCAGCAGCAUCCUCAAGCAAGCUGCGGCUUCCAUUCAGCCGCAAAAAGACAGCGUCGAAUGGGUCGCUGGCGGUGUCGCAGUACGAGGAAUCGAUGUCGCCCCCUCGGCCGUCAUACGCUUCGCGAACGAGCACGGCUGCGUCGUCUGACACGGAGACGUCUACGAUUGAGCGUCGGCAUUUACGACCGCCGCCGUCUCGAUCAGCCAUCUUCGCGGCGUAUGGCGGUGACCCGCGGGCGGCGCAGCAAUCGACGCGAUCACUACCAGACGAACGCAGAGCGAAGCCCCAGCCACCGUCACCCCCACUGCCGCCAGUACCGCAGAAACGAUCAUUAUUCGGGUGGUACAAAUCACAACCAAAGUCUACGAACGCGAGUCCCACUGCGACAUCGGCAGAGGAAUCGUUCAACCUCAAGUCUUUCCGCCACGUUCGACCGGGGUCACCCACGCACUCUAAUAUAUCGACUGCUUCUAUCUCUAACCUUCCGCCCCCACGGCCACGGCCACGGGGGACAAGCACAGCAUCGGAUUCUUCGCAGCGGAUAUCUGUUGCGGCGUUUCGCGAGGCGCAAGCUCGGCGUAGUCAAGCUGGGUCGCCUGCUCCUCCCGACCUACGAUCUGCUAGCCCCCAAGCACCCCCUCUAGUCGGAAGCAAAAGCUACGGCGGGAUAGAGAGUAACAGAAGCAGCUCAAACCUCUCACACUAUUAUCCGUCUUCGCAGCCCUCGCAGAAUAAUAGACUAACGCCCCGGAGGUCGUCUGUGUUCGCAGACGAUUCGGAUAGCACGGCGACGUCAUCCGAGGAAGAAGAGUCAGAUGAUGGGGAGGUGCGGGAUCGACGAGCCAAAGGUGCGGCUGGGGUUGGCCGCCGACGGACUGCUACACACCGCGGGGGCUCUGAUAGGCCAGCUGCUGGGAAAGCUCGAGCCACGCGCUCGGAAAUGGGACACAGUAGCGCAUGGGCCGGAGAUAAGACCAGUGGUAACUUGCCGGUUCCUCGUCUGCCGUCCUCGACACAACUCCAGCAGUCUCAGCAAUCGCGGCAACGUGCCAGUGUAUCGACGAGUGCGUCGAUGCCCAAUGCUGCGGCCAAACGUGCGAGCCUUCUGGCUGGCAACAUUGCCCUAGCUGCUCCGGGUAAGAAUCAUGCCAUCCUGCCUGCUUUUGUCGCUAACUCGCCGUGCUCUGCUGUUCUAGCUGUGAGCUCCCGACAUGUCCGAGACUCUUCUGUGCACACAAUCUCUGCCAGCAGAGCAGCGCCGUCCACAGCGCGUUCUGACACGGAUUCCGACACGGAUUCCGAUUCUGACAAUGCACCGCUGGCCUCGUUGGUGCCACCGCGCAGGCCUGGAAGCGCCAUGUCCAGCGCUUCUGGGUCGAGGACCAACCUAAGUCGGCCUCAUACCCCUGUCAGCCGGCCCGCGCCCCUCAUUGACAUCAAGUCACUUACCACAAAGAAGCCUGAUGCAGCCUUCACUGCUCCCAAAGCGAAGGCAAACGACGAGGCCUUUACCGUUGGCCCUACCUUGAUCUCGUCCCGCAGCUCGACCAGCCCGAAUCUGAGAAAAGAGCGUGAUGGGCCGUCCCCUCCUGCCAGCUUUAUCCUUCCGCCACUGGAGCUUGACGAUCAUUCAUCGCGCUUCGUGUCAUCGCCCACGUCCAUGAUCUCAUCCGUUAGCGCUGUGACGGCUUCCACCUCGUCCACGAGCAAGCCCAAUACGGGACGCUCGGACACCGCUUCGAGCGAGAGGCUGUUCCCUCGCCGCAUGGAGUCGCGGGAGAGCAAUACCUCGCGGCAGGAAAGUGGCAACGAAUCAGUUACCAGUCGACUGGGAAAGUCGGACACGAACACAAGCCCUACUAUCCAGGAAAGGCGAAGAGAAGGGCUGUCGGAUCGUCUUACGAAGGUCGUGCAGCAGGCUGCGCCUACUUCGACUACUCCGUCGAUUUCCGCGCCAUUUAAGGCUUCCACGCCCCCGCAACCUCAGCGCCACUCCCGGCGUGCAUCAUUCGAUGUUGCGCAGCUCGGUGAAAACGAGGGCGAUUACUUUUCAAGUGGCGGCAGCACCGGCAUCCGCCUGGUCGGAGGCGUAGGUAAUGCUAAUGCUAAUGCGCCCGUAGAUAGCGGCGAGGAAAAGGAAAAAGGAAAGGAAUCGAAGGAAGAACGAAUAGCGCCUAUUGUUAUUAAACAACGUGUUCCGCCGUCAUCGUUUGCUGUUACCUCACGCCCCCAGCAUCAGAAUGCAGGCUCUCUGGAUACGACACGGCAGCGGAGCAGCACGCUCUUGCCAUCGAAUUCCCCUGCUCCGUUCUCAACGAAUAAGGCUGCUGCAGUACCUCCAUCGAGUUCUAGUUCUAGCUCCGGGAACACCUACAACUCCAAUUCUUCUACGUCUAAUCCGAACAACCAUAACUCUUCUGGACGCAACAGUCCGUUGACACCGCCAGCCGCCCGGCCGAGAAGCUCGACUAUGAUGCCGCUAAUGGCAGGCUCGCCUAAUGUUUCCAUAUUUCCGAUGCCUACGAAACCGUUUGCGAAGCGAACUGAGAGCCCUGCGAGCUCGACAGGUGACUCGAGCAGUGGGCGUGCACCGCUUACGCCCAGGGAUGGCAGUGAGGUGGGAAGUUCGAAUACCACUACUACUAGUCGCAACGGAGGAAGGAAGGAGGAGUGGGGGUCAGGUGUUAGUGGGCUCGGGCUCAACGGGGGCAAAGGCCAUAUGAAGCGGCAGAGUGUUACGUUUGAAGAUCAGAGCGAGGUCGGUGGGAAGACUGGGAAGGGUGGGAAGAAUGGGAAGGAGAAGUCGUCCGAGUCGCCCCCCAAUGAGGAGCAGCGCAGGAAGGAGCGCAGGCGGAGCGAGGCGAAAGCUGCUAUCGAGCUCGGCAAUGUCAUUAAUGGCCGUGGUCCGAUCGUGGACGAUGACGAAGACGACGAUCAGCCUAUCAAUCAGGUAUACGGCGCUCGUAUGGGCAUGAACCCUAUGAUGCCUGGGGGAAUGCCCAUGGGCAUGGGAGGAUUGCCGAAUGGCUCUCCGGGGUGGAAUAACAGCUGGCAGCAAGGUCAACUAAUGCCCGGGCAGUUCAUGCCUCCGCCGCCCACAGAUCCUACGUUCUUGGUAGCCCAUCAGCAAGCCAUGAUGUACGCGAAGCAGGCCUAUCAGAUGGCCGUGGCUCAGCAGGCAAUGGCGGCGGCCGCCGACGAGUGGGAGAGGAGUUCGAAUAUCGGAGGCUUUGGGAGCGGUGGGAGCGUGUAUGGCGGAAGCAUGUAUGGCGGAUCGCCUUCUCUGCCUUCCAUGGGCAUGGGAAUGGGUGGGUGGGGAAGUGGGAUGAUGUUCCCGCCCGGGCCUCGAUCGAUGUAUGGCGGCGCGGCGCAGAGUGAGUAUGGAGGGGGGAUGGGAGGCGGCGGUGGGGGCUGGGGAUCGAAAAGCGUGUACGGCGAAUCAUUUGGGCCGUCGAAUACCAGGGAAAACAACCGGACGAGUCGGGGUAAUUUGCUGCAAAUGAAGCAGGGGUACGGACAGCAGCGUGACAGUACCUACUCGACAACGGCGAACCAACAGCAAUCUAGUGCGACUCCACGUGGAUCGUCACGCCCACGUACGACGAGCACGCCGGCCAGUCCUGCGCGGGCACCCGGCAUGCGCAAGGCGCCCCCACCUUCGAGCUGGAAAGCGAGCGGUUGA
Pleurotus ostreatus (oyster mushroom) is the source of this 4284-nucleotide messenger RNA. RefSeq lists its product as uncharacterized. The transcript is spliced from 6 exons. The record is from RefSeq and is a predicted model, not a curated record. The coding region runs from base 1 to 4284 and encodes 1427 amino acids. Lineage: Eukaryota; Fungi; Basidiomycota; Agaricomycetes; Agaricales; Pleurotaceae.